This is a messenger RNA of Helianthus annuus (common sunflower), 1860 nucleotides long. Its product is annotated as 3-ketoacyl-CoA synthase 10. Gene Ontology annotation, cellular component: membrane. The record is from RefSeq and is a predicted model, not a curated record. Gene Ontology annotation, molecular function: acyltransferase activity, transferring groups other than amino-acyl groups. Gene Ontology annotation, biological process: fatty acid biosynthetic process. Bases 33 to 1682 code for a protein of 549 amino acids. Lineage: Eukaryota; Viridiplantae; Streptophyta; Magnoliopsida; Asterales; Asteraceae. The transcript is spliced from 3 exons.
UUCCCAUCCCCCCCCCCCCCCCCCCCCCCCAAAUGGCCCCUACUGGAGAACAACACCUCCUUUCCACCGAAAUCGUCAACCGCGGUAUCGAAUCCGCGGGCCCUGAUGCCGGUUCCAUGACCUUUUCGGUCCGGGUACGCCGUAGGUUACCCGAUUUUGUCCAGUCUGUUAACCUGAAAUAUGUGAAACUUGGUUACCAUUACUUGAUCAACCAUGCCAUCUAUCUGGCCACCGUGCCCGUGUUGGUUUUGGUUUUCGGUGCCGAGAUUGGGAGCUUGAGUAGAGAGGAGCUGUGGCGGAAGCUCUGGGACAGCACUGCGGGGUAUGAUCUCGCUACGGUUUUAGCGUUUUUCGCGGUUUCCGUGUUUACGCUCUCGGUUUACUUCAUGUCUCGUCCGCGAUCUAUUUAUUUGAUCGACUUCGCCUGUUUCAAACCGACCGAUGAUUUAAAGGUGACAAAGGAGGAAUUUAUCGAAUUAGCGCGGAAAUCGGGGAAAUUCGACGAAGCGAGUCUCGAAUUUCAGAAAAAGAUCCUUCAAUCGUCGGGGAUCGGGGACGAAACAUAUGUUCCGAAAGCGAUAAUGUCGCCCGACAACAUCACGACGAUGAAAGAAGGGAGAGCCGAGGCGUCAAUGGUGAUAUUCGGAGCGCUAGACGAGCUUUUCAAGAAGACGCGCGUGCGGCCAAAGGACGUGGGAGUACUUGUUGUUAACUGCAGCAUCUUUAACCCGACGCCUUCGCUAUCCGCGAUGAUUAUUAACCAUUAUAAAAUGAGGGGGAACAUUUUGAGUUUUAAUUUGGGUGGGAUGGGGUGUAGUGCGGGUAUUAUCGCGGUGGAUUUGGCGCGCGAUAUGCUUCAGGCGAACCCGAAUAAUGUGGCCGUGGUAGUGAGUACCGAGAUGGUGGGGUACAAUUGGUAUCCUGGACGCGAUCGGUCUAUGCUCAUCCCUAAUUGUUAUAUCCGGAUGGGGUGCUCGGCCGUGCUGCUUUCUAACCGUGGCCGGGACUACCGCCGUGCAAAGUAUAGGCUUGAACACAUUGUUCGUACACAUAAGGGUGCGGAUGACCGGUACUUCAGGAGUGUGUAUCAAGAGGAGGAUGAACAAAGGUUCAAAGGGUUGAAAAUAAGCAAAGAUCUAGUUGAGAUUGGAGGUGAUGCGCUCAAGACGAACAUCACAACCUUGGGUCCUCUAGUGUUACCAUUAUCCGAGCAACUACUUUUCUUCACGACCCUAGUAAAGAGGUAUUUCUCCGGUUCCAAAGGGAAAGGUACCAAUGCUGCUAAAAAAGCUGACACAUUGGCACCUUCUUCCUCUGGGACCAAACCGUACAUCCCUGACUACAAGCUAGCGUUUGAGCACUUUUGUGUUCAUGCCGCUAGUAAAACAGUGGUGAACGAGCUCCAACGCAACCUUGGGCUCAGUGAUGCCAACGUGGAGCCGUCUAGAGCCACCCUCCAUCGGUUUGGGAACACUUCGAGUAGUAGUAUUUGGUAUGAGCUGGCAUACCUCGAGGCGAAAGGACGGAUCAAAAGGGGUGAUCGGAUCUGGCAGUUGUCAUUCGGGUCGGGUUUUAAGUGUAAUAGUGCCGUGUGGAAAUCGGUUCGUAGCAUAAAGAAACCUUCAAGCAACAACCCUUGGCUUGAUUGCCUAGACAGGUAUCCUUUUGAGGCUCUUUCUUAGAGUAUCCAAAUCCACCCCUCAAAGUUUUAUUUAAUUACACUUUGGUACCUUGUAUAAAUAAGAGGUUAAAAGCUCCUUAUAAACUUCUACAUUUUCUAUGUUGUAUCCGAGGUUUACUAUUGAUUGUUGUAUUAACUUGUGUUUGAAAUUCAUUUAACGUUAUCCCAAUUACAAGGAA